This is a messenger RNA of Echinostoma caproni, 7350 nucleotides long. Lineage: Eukaryota; Metazoa; Platyhelminthes; Trematoda; Plagiorchiida; Echinostomatidae. The record is from the annotation of a GenBank genome assembly.
GGUUGGCUCAUUCGGAACGCACUUCCUGGACGCUUGGUCUGUGACACACGCAUGUCUGCUCGUGAACUAGUCCGGUCUCGCACUUACAAUCUGAGUGAUUUGGCAAAUCAAAUCCUGGCCGAUGUCCGAUCAGAUAGUUCGGGAUCAUCCACAAGCGCGCGACGUCAAAUUCCCGCUCCCAUCAGGCAACUUUUGUGUGGUUCCACGAUUCCAACGAAAAAUGCCGGUGAAGAGGAUGCAGUUCAAUCAGUCGGUAUAGAAUUAGCGGAUCUGGAAAUUGAUUCGUUUGAUUUGCGCUGUUUGUUUGUCACAUCGGACCUAGUUCGACAACUGGUUGACUUCUGCUUGUCCGACGCGCACCUUGUGUUGCGAUUGGCUCAUCAGUUACAAGUUCUUCCUCUGGCCAUGCAAAUCACCUCGAUCUGCGGGAAUGUGCUGAGUCGUACACUAUCCGGUGGUCGAGCAGAAAGAAACGAGGCACUCUUGUUGCAUGCGUUUACCCAACGCGGUUACAUUGUUCCGGAUCCAGUCGGAAUCACCCGUCGACCUGGUCGAAAUGCCCAAAUUGACGAUUGGGAUAUUGCUGCCCAAGCAGAUCCGGCCGAGGGCGAUGGACGAACGGGUGUUAAUUCGGGACGAAGGAAACCUGCCUACACUGGUGGUUUGGUCUUGGAACCAAAGAAAGGAUUCUACGAUAAGUACAUUCUCUUACUGGAUUUCAAUUCUCUGUAUCCGUCCAUCAUUCAAGAGUUUAACAUUUGUUUCACGACCGUGGAUCGGGAACUGGUAACCGGGACCAAAGCAACGGGUGAUAAGACCGAGGAUGACAGCGAACGUCAAACCGCCGAGCCUCCGGACUUAGAUGCUAUGGUUGCUGCGCUCUUGGCUGCUGUUCAGGGAAAUAACUCAGCUGCCGGGAGCACUGGCCAUUCUCCUGAAUCUCAACUGCGACUUCCGACCGCACAAAUUCCGGGUCUGCUACCAGCUGAAAUUCGUCGUCUGGUCGAGUCUCGUCGGGAAGUAAAAAAGCUGAUUGCUGCUGCGGCCGCUCCAGGCGGUGCGCCAUCUGAUCCAGCGCAGCUGGCCCAGUGGAACACACGACAGGCCGCAUUGAAGCUAACUGCGAACAGUGUGUACGGUUGCCUUGGAUUUAAUGCUUCCCGAUUCUGUGCCCGUGGUCUGGCUGCACUGGUAACCGGAUUAGGCCGUGCGGUACUGAUGAAUACGCGGGAUUUGGUGGAGAACAUGAAUCUUGAGGUCAUCUAUGGUGAUACGGAUUCAAUUAUGGUGAACACAAAUACUACAGAUCUGUUGAUGGCACUGAGCAUUGGGGAAAAAGUCAGGCAGGAAGUGAAUAAGCACUAUCGUCUGCUUGAAUUGGAUACCGACGGAGUCUAUGCUGCCAUGUUGUUACUAGCGAAGAAGAAGUAUGCCGCACUCGCGAUUGUUAAUCCCAUUCAGUGGGCUCAAGUCUAUCGUGUCGCUCUAGCCCAAUCAAGCACAGUUCCGGCUGCUUUGCCACCUGCACCAGCCACAAAACAAGAGAUGAAAGGGUUAGAUAUAGUACGUCGAGAUUGGUCUGCAUUAGCUGUUGCAGUCGGGAAACGUUGCGUAGCUGCCUUACUCUCUGGGGAUCCAAAAGAUGUCGUGCUCGAUCGGAUUCAUGCGGACCUCACCGAGACUGCGGAACGUGUACGGUCUGGGCAAUUGCCCAUAUCCGAUUUCGUCAUCACCAAAAUGUUAACCAAAGCUCCGGAGGAAUAUGCGGAUAGCAAGAGUUUACCACACGUUCAAGUGGCUCUCCGACUCAACGGUGCUAGUCAAACAGAGUCUGGAAAAACAAAUGUAGCUAGCUCCAACCGCCGCCUCCGUGCUGGGGACACGGUGGAAUACGUCAUUUGCUCCGACGGCUCUGGUCUCGUGGCCACACAACGUGGGUAUAGCCCUACGGAGCUGACAAACAGUCCAGAAAAUUUGAAAAUCGAUGUCAAUUACUAUCUGGCACAUCAAAUUCACCCGGUUGUCAGUCGGCUAGUUGCUCCGAUCGAGGGCACUUCCCCAGCGCGUAUUGCAGAUUGUCUGGGUUUGGAUCCAACUGGCUAUCGACGACAGGUUGCCGGCGGUUUGGACGAUGAUGCAGAUGAGAAUGGCGAUCCCGCUUCGGGCUCCGGAUCUUCUGGAUUUUCGGGCGCGGGCGCUUGGUCAGAUGCAGAUCCGUUACUGUGUCCAAACUGUUCAUUUAAUCUGCUCAAUUCGGCCGAUGCUGUGCGCAUGAUUGUCAACCGUUUGAUGAUGCAAACACGUCAGCUGAUUGUGCGUUACGAACUUGGCUGGUUGAGUUGUGAAGAUCCAGCCUGUGGUCUAAUCACGCGCUCCAUUCCUUGUCCACCGGGGUCGAUUCACUCGGGCGGUGGUGAUUCGGACGGAUUGUGGGCUCGUGGUGGUCGUCCUCUCUGUCCUGCCUGUGGUGGACAAGCGUUACUCAAAGCACGUUAUCCGGAAAGUCGAUUGUAUCGGCAAUUGUGUUUCUUCCGAUAUUUGAUCAGCCCGAACACGGCGGCGUCGGAAACGGAAGGUCCCAGCAACCCAGCGAUUGGUCGUUACUUGAAAACUUGUCGCCAGCAUUUGGACCGCCUGUUGUCGCAUUCCGCAUUCGCAAUGGUCGAUUUGAGUCACUACGAUUUCCAAGCCCUGACUGCAUCGCCAUGGGUAAAGCAAUAUCGGUCUAUGUGUGCGGAAUUCGGACGGAAUGUGAUGUUUUCACCAGAAAAUGAUGCGGGUAUUUUUAGCUACCCCAUAUCCACUGACACUUGUCAGGCUUCUCAGAAGCCGGUCGCCAAUACUGCCCACUCGAAUUCUGUUGGACACCGAGUGGUUUCAUUUCUCCGCGGUGCCUUUCGACGAACUUCAGAUGGAACCGUUAACGAGCUUGGAUCAAUCCAAACUGGAAAACCCAGCGCUAGCACAAAAUAUACUAAAAAAAUGGAAUGUUUGUUAAGUCAGAAAAGUUGGAGAACCGGGACCAUUUGGAUAGGGCGACGAAGAGACAGUCGUGCUAAUACUAAGUUUUCAAAAACCGAUCCUACUCUCACCACGAGCAAGCAACUGCUCGCGAUACGUCAUUCCGGAAGCCGUUCGGUGGACCAUUACAAGAAGCGAAUUAGCCCCCCGGUGCAUCGUUCACGUGAGACAGCUUCAGCCCCAUUGGAUCAGUCCAAUUCGCAGAAUUCCACGCCCACUCCACGUCCUUCGGCCUUAGUGACCGGUCGUUCUAGCAGUGACAGGUCACGUGAAGGUGCGGCUAAACGCACAAGAUUUUCUUUGCAUCCCUCCACUUGUAAUGCACCACCAGAUCUAAUCAGACCUCGUCGUGAGAGUGAAGAUGCGGGUAACUCACUAUCCUCUUUGAUGGAUAACUCUGUAAGAUCCGGUAAAACAAAUCCAUCGAUGGACUCAUCCGAAGAUGUAAUCAAACGAGGUGAACCACUGGGAUCCUCCACUUCCAAAAGUGAUGGUGAUGUUGGAAGCUGUACAAUAGAAACAGAAAAGCGAAUGCUAAAUUCCAAGUCACAGUCCGUAUUACGGGGAUCAAGUCAUAAAGACUAUGGAAAGUCAAUCAUACAUGUACAAUCCAUUGAUCAAAGAUCGCCAGUUAAGUUCGGCUUUAGAAGUUCUGAGCGUAUAAGUCAAGCCAUUCCACGAAAAGGAGUAGCAGAAAAGACGGGCCCAGACAUUUUUCAAAUCCGCUCGGCUCUUCUGACCUCGAAUCAGAAACGGUCGGAUUCUUCGUCACAACCACCAACCACUCCCGUGGUUACAGUCACUCCAAUGGCAAAAAUUUUGCCUCGAAGAACGGGCAGUUCUUUAACCACCCCCGAACGGAAACAUGUAACUUUCGAAGCACCGGUCUGUUAUUCUUUACCUUCUACGCCGAUCCGCCGAAUUGUCUCGGCCGUGCCGUUGCCUACGUCGGACGCCGAAGAAAACCGAAAGACUCGGAUCGACAAAUUCGGAUGCACAGUUCGCCAUUCUUCGGAUAGCAGUGAUCAACGGUUGCGGGAAGGUAUGACAACUGAAAUACCCACGAACAUUGUGACUCCGAGUGGCGAAAGUGCAGACAAACCCCCAAAACCGAGUACAGAUCGAAAUUCCCAGCUGCCACUCAUGGUAAAAAAAACGGAUAGCAAAACAACUAAUGUGGCCAAGCGUCGUGUUUGUCGAUUCCGACGCUAUCGGAGGUUGAUUGCCGAUUUGAACCAGAUCUAUCGAAACUAUGCGGCUCCGUACGAUUUGACCAGGGAACUCAUGGACGAUAUUUGUCAGACUGAAGUAACACAUAUUGCUCGUUCAUUGGUGAAUGAGAAACUGAAAGUGAAUAAGCCGACCCCCCAUGUCGUUGGGACUCCAGCAAACCUCACUUCGAACAGAUCCAAGAAUGAGGACAAGCAAAAACUUGCCGGGUUGCGGAACCAAGAAGGGUCUUGUUCGAUUUCUAAGUCUUAUAUCGAUAAACGUGUGGGAGAUAAAGGAUUGACCGAAUGUGAAACUGUGCCAGAUUUAAACGAACGGUUUGAACUGAAACCUGAAAACCAGAUUGUGGAAGCCAAUCACUUGAGCCCGUUACCAUUCAGUAAAACACACAAAACUCGUGAACGGUCAAAUAUGAAAGAAUCGUUGGAUAUGUUUCCCACCAAGGAUUCAACGGAUUCGACCACACGUAAUGUACACAUCAUGCCAAGUCAGAUUCCAUUACCGCGAGAAUUCAGUUCCGUGCAUAGCAGUACAGGUGCACAUUCCAAACGCAGUGCCAGCGGAUCGUAUACAUCGGAAGGCGUUGAACAAAGAGAGCCGAGGCAGAAACAAAAACCCGCCUUGGUCAGUCCCCUGAACCGACGGUAUUCAGUACAUCAGGUCACAUUUGAGUCGGAAGAAGCACAUGAUUUGGAUUUGCGUUCGAUGCGAUUAACCGAAACCAUGGAAGAUCAUUUCUCAUCCGAGAUGGAAUUUUCCGAUGAACAUAAUAUUGCCCGACCAGAAAUUCGUCUGAGUCGGUUAUUACACAAUUCAGCAUGCGGACCAAAAGGUAGCUCAACCAAAACAGAACAACCAUUAAGUUUGAUUUGUCACAGCACUCAAACUGUUCAGUCCGAUAAGGCGUUGAACAAACCCCAGAUACAUGUCACUCUGUUGAACAGUGUCAUUGAACCAAACUGUCCUGUUGAACGGCCAAUUCAGACCCUGCCGACUAAUCCCACAACACACGUUUUCAGUUUAGGUCCGAAUGAGAAGAACAAUGUGGCCGUGGGAACACAUUCAGCGGAUAAUAGUUUUUUGACGGAGUCUGUUGAGGACAAUUCAGAUCGGCGGAAAACGACCGAAUCGGAUGAAACAUCGGCCACGCAUUUAUGGAAUCAGAUUCAUCAAUCCUUAAUCGAAUUGAGUUCACUUUCUGAAGAACGCUUACAAGCUGCACCAGAGCAUGCCACUGCAACAGUUCGUUUGGAACAGGCUUUGUCAUCGAUAGCUCGCUCAGAUACGGUUGAUUCUUUGUCUCCUUGUCUUUCACGAGUGGGUCCGUCCAUGAAUUACGACGUGACGGGGAUCAGCGAACCUAGUAUCAGCACCAUCAGUAUACCGGACGACAUAAGUAGUGCCCCUUGGACCAGAGCACGCAUUGUGGUGCUUCGAGAUGCGGCAAAUGCAGCUACUGCGGACUCCACACCUUCAGCGGUACUUGUCCGUUGUGAGAUGACGCAUGCAUCUUGUCAAACAGAGAUCAGUUCGGUUCAAGUGGAGUCUGAAUUUUUAAACAAGACAUGGUCGCCGAAAUCAACUGACACGGGACGCAUCGUCUCGUGUCCUUGUCAUAUUAGCCGUCCGGCAUCCAGUUGCACACAGGCUGCUGUUCAAACAGAAAUGGAACUAACCAGGCUUACUCCGGGCCCAAAAGAGAACAAUAUUCCAGUCACUCGUGCGCAAGGAGAAAAUCCAUGGCCGCAUAAUUCGGAUCGCUGUAAUCAAAUUAGUGGUUCGCUGAUAAAAGAGCCUUUGAAGUCGCCCGUUCCUGGAGAGUCUGUACCCCAAGUGCGUGAUGUGGGUGAUUGUGCUCAGAGACGGUCGUCAAUUUGGGAAUCGCCUUCGGAAAUUAGAAGCAAAUCGAAAUCAUCCGUCGCAUCGAGUGACUCGUUUGGUACCUUUCCCCGAUGUCCAGUAGACGCUCAGACUCGUUUGCAAAAAUACGGCACUUAUACACCAUCCUCAGCCUCGCAUCCCCCAAAAGUUAGACAUACUUUAACCAGGCAUGUACCGUUGACUUACUCUGAACGAGCGGCUGGAAAAUCUGAUCGAAUAUGGCUUCGUCGUCAUCAGUUGGAUAUGGACGCAAGCAGUGGAGAUAGUCGCGUGACAAACACUAUACCGUCCUAUCGGAAGUCCAACGUGCAUCCGGCCGCUUUUCGGGGCCGUAUCAAUUCACAGAACCAUUUGAGACGUCGGUUCCGCGAUCUGGAUUCCGACAUGAGCGAUGCAGAUGCGAGUUCCUCGGUCAGUUCCCCGAGACACACUUUUCCAAGUCGAGGACGAGGAGGAGUGCGUACGAUCACUAGUAAAUCUAUAUCACAGCCACCCACAUUCGAGCUUGUCCGUUUGGAAGAGCGUCGUUCACGCAUGCCAUUUCUACCAGUACGAUCCGGUGUGCGACAAAUUAGUCCAAUUCGGUCCAGCCCACAAGAACGAAAAACUAGACAUGCUUUGCUGAUGGAGUUACGUGAGAUGAAAAGACAAUACUCGGCACCUCAUAUCUAUCGUUCGAUCAGUACACAUCGUUCGUCCGUAAGCAGUUCACCUCAUUGUGUAAGUCGAGCCUAUCCAUUUCACACUCCACCAGCGAAUGUUCUGACCAAGAAACAUGGCUCUUCCAACAAAUGGGAACUGGAAUCCACACGUACAGAAAGUGAAUCUGGGACAUUUCGUGCAACACGUUCCCUGUGGAUUUCAACCCCCCAUUUGGAAUCGCACUCGGACGCAACAUGUCCUAAACGAGUGCCAAAAAGAACCACACGAACCGAAACCAGUCGACUACAAUCUACCGGUCCACAAACCGUGGCCAAAUCCGGCACGACUGUCGCAUGGCAACGGGAAUCCGUUCGGCGAAGCAACCCUGGCCUUAGUCGUACUAAUAAGAAUUCACGUAAACCCGUACUGUUUUAUAAUCCGAUGCUAGAGCGACGGCCAAUUGAUGACAAUCUUUUGCGUCACACGUUUGCCUCGUUACAAAAAGUUCGCACCAAAGUACAUCGCGUCGUUCCACCAACUGUCAACGGUCGGCCACCUAUGAUAUUCAAACGCUAG